Trichoderma breve is the source of this 1008-nucleotide messenger RNA. RefSeq lists its product as uncharacterized. The coding region runs from base 1 to 1008 and encodes 335 amino acids. The record is from RefSeq and is a predicted model, not a curated record. NCBI's taxonomy places the organism in Eukaryota, Fungi, Ascomycota, Sordariomycetes, Hypocreales, Hypocreaceae. The transcript has 3 exons.
AUGUUCAACUCGAUGAAAUGGUCCCUUUAUCCAACCGACUCUUUUGAGCACUUCACUUUCGAGGUUCCCUGGUGGGCGCGAGUUGUAUUACUCUUCGACUUUACCAUAUUCUUACCUAUUAUUAUUGUUUUGAACUACACUUUGCCUCACGUCUAUCCAGUCUUUGCCAUUACACAAGACGAGGAACUUAUUAGACACGAUUCCCCCAAUCUCAAUGAUGUUACCAACAGACCAUCACUCACCUCUCCUUCACGAACAAAUACUUCAUCUCCAUCCGCUAUCUAUCGACUCCUCGUGAAGAACGGCGGUAUUUUAGCCAACUUUCGCGGCCUCACCCUUGCUCUAUUGCAAUUGAUUACCACAUUGCUCCGUUCCCUUUUACUGGUACAAUUCUCCACACUGUGGUUACACCUCGUCAUCGCUCAAACCGACCGACCGUUCUGGAGCCGCGUGCCUCCCUUUAAGCGUACUUUGCAGGCAACAUGGAGGGCGACUCUCAUUCACUGGGCUGCAGUAGAGUUUACGAGCCUAUUUCCUUCCAUGGUGGCUUCGCGUAUGAACAUCGAUUGGCCUUCUCCCGGACUCUUUGGGCCGGACAAUACCUACAGCUUUCGCCUUGACAUGGCCGCUGGCGAUGCUGUCUUCUACUUCAAGUGCGCCGCCGUCAUCUUCGCCACCGUCGUCGACUCCAUAUUCUUCGUUGUCCCCAGUCAAGUGGUCCUACUCCGAAUCCAGGCAUCUCUUCUCCCUACGGAAGACAGCACUAUUAUUCCCUUUGACCGUUCUUUCAAGGGUCGAGUCCAGCCGGCUCGUACAAAUGGUCGGGAUUAUGCCACGAUUUCGGAUGCGUGGCGUAGUUUCUCCUGGGAUAAUUGGCGGAGGUUGAUGAUUCUUUCCUUCAAGAUCAUCUUUCUUUCUCUGUCGCUGAUCUUGUUGAUGUGUGCGGUUAUCGGGUUGCAGUGGGCUAUGAUUGUGACGCAAUCCAUGGAGAUAAACGAGUAUCUCUAG